AUGAACGAGUGGAUGAUGCUGAAGAUGUCCGCGUUCGCCUUCAUCGCCAUCAGGCAGUUGAGGGUCGUCAUCUGCUUCCUCCUUAGCCACCAACACCAAUCCGCCACGUUGAUCUACUACACGCUGACGAGCAUCGGCGAACCGUAUCGAUCCCCGACGUUCCAUGCGAUACUUGGCCAGAUCCCGAUCGCCCUGGUCGACAUGUCAAUCCUCGGCGUCACGUGGUACUACUUCACUUGCACCUGCUACCGUAACAACCCGUGCAUCCGACUCGACCAUCUCGUCGUCAACCGCACCGAGCGCAUCGAAAUCAAGAAAAAGAUCGUGAAGCUGGCGAAGGAGCUGGACGCGAAAGAUAUGGCACAGGAGGCGUUGGACGCGAUCGGGACGAUCCCGGCGCCGGAAGUGGUGACCGUACCCCCAGAAGGAAUGACACCCAGGGCAUGGGAGGCAAAGCAGAAGCGGAGGAGGGAUAUGAGGGAACUACUCGAGAAGAUGCUCAACGGCGAAUCCAUCGACGUUAAGGAGCCGCCCAAGAAGGCCGACAAGGACAAGAAGGACAAGAAGGAUAAGAAGGACGAAAAGACGGAGAGGGAGAAGAAGAAGGAGCCCGAGAAGAAGAAGACCGACAGCGGCGAGGUGGUCAUCAACGAGAUCGACGUCGACGGGCCGCCGACCACG
Mesorhabditis spiculigera is the source of this 681-nucleotide messenger RNA. NCBI's taxonomy places the organism in Eukaryota, Metazoa, Nematoda, Chromadorea, Rhabditida, Rhabditidae. The record is from the annotation of a GenBank genome assembly.